GUUCAAUACUUUUCUGUCUCCAUAAAUAUGCUAUUAAAGGCUGUGAGACAAGUAAUAUUAUUAAGGAAUAGUUAAAGCGGUUGAAAACAUAAGGAGAGUAAGUUAUUGUACGUUGGUCAUGUUGAAGACAAGUAUAAUACCGCUGAUGGGCAUCUCUCUAGUCUAGUCUAAGCUUGGACGACGCAGCGAAGGUAUAGAAUUAUAUGGAUGAGUCCCCACCACGGGAAACUUCCUACUACAUUUACAAACUACUACUACAUUAUAUGGAGUAUAUAAACUGGCUAUCAAGUAAUUAAUACCAACUCCUACCAUAAAUCUUCAACUAAUUCCUUGCAAAAUAUUCAAGUGCCAACUAUUUGUACGAUCUUUCAAGUUUCAACCAUAAUCAAUUAUUUUCCAUUGCAUUCUUCUGCUCCCCUCUAUAUAUAGACAUAUACAAUAACAUUCCAUUUUUUCAUUCAAUUCUAAAGCUUAAUUCAAACACCAAAUAAGAUUAAUUUAUCUUCUGCAUACACUAUUUUUUUUUCAUUCCAUUUAAUUUAUUCUUUCAUUCGAUUUAAUAAGUUAAUUUUUAGGAAAAUAAAUCAAAUAUUCUUUGUCAUAAAUAAUGGUGAAGGAAGUGUUAUCAAAAAUGGCAGCAGGAAAUGGGCAUGGUGAAGAAUCAGCCUAUUUUGAUGGGUGGAAAGCUUAUGAAAAUAACCCUUUUCACCCUGUCAAUAAUCCUCGAGGUGUUAUUCAGAUGGGUCUUGCUGAAAAUCAGCUUUGCUUCGAUUUGGUGAAAGACUGGAUUAUGAAAAACCCAGAAGCUUCCAUCUGUACUGUUGAAGGAGUUGAUUCCUUCAAAGAUAUUGCCAUCUUUCAGGAUUACCAUGGUUUACCACAGUUUAGAAAUGCAGUAGCAAAAUUGAUGGAGAAAGUGAGGGGCAAUAAGGUGAGAUUUGAGCCAGAUAGAAUAGUUAUGAGUGGAGGAGCAACUGGAGCCCAUGAAAUGAUGGUAUUUUGCUUGGCCAACCCUGGUGAAGCCUUCCUGGUUCCUACACCUUACUAUCCUGCAUUUGAUAGAGAUUUGAGGUGGAGAACAGGGGUACAACUUAUACCAGUUGAAUGUCACAGCUCAAACAACUUCAAAGUAACAAAAUUAGCCUUAGAAAAGGCAUAUAGAAAAGCUCAAGAAGACAACAUUAUAGUCAAAGGUUUAAUUAUAACCAACCCAUCAAACCCAUUAGGCACUGUCCUAGACAGGGUAACCUUAAAAAACAUCUUAGCUUUUACAACUGAUAAAAAUAUCCAUUUAGUAUGUGAUGAGAUUUAUGGGGCAACUGUAUUUGGUUAUCCUAACUUUGUUAGCAUAGCCGAGAUACUAUUAGACCAAAAACACAACCCGGAUCUCAUACACAUCGUGUAUAGCCUCUCGAAAGACUUAGGUUUCCCUGGCUUUCGAGUGGGGAUCGUGUACUCUUAUAACGAUGAUGUUGUAAGUUGUGCAAGAAAAAUGUCGAGUUUUGGCCUUGUUUCUACCCAAACACAGACUCUUGUUGCUUCCAUGCUGUCAGAUGAUGAGUUUAUGGACAAAUUCUUGACUGAGAGUAGUAAAAGACUCGAAAUUCGACACAAUAUGUUCACUUGGGGACUUAACCAAGUUGGAAUUCAAUGCUUGAAAAGCAAUGCAGGACUGUUUGUGUGGAUGGAUUUGAGGCAACUUAUUGAGGAGAAUCCAACCGAAGAAGGAGAGCUCGCGUUGUGGCGAGUGAUUAUUAAUGAGGUGAAGAUAAAUGUAUCGCCAGGUUGUUCAUUUCAUUGUAAGGAAGCAGGAUGGUUCAGAGUAUGUAUUGCUAACAUGGAUGAUGAAACAAUGCAAGUUGCUUUAAGAAGGAUUAGAAAAUUUGCUGCACAAAAGGUGGUAAAGCCUGUUGUUACACCUGCAAAGAGGAAAUGUUGGCAUCAAAACAAUCUUCAGCUAAGGUUAUCAAAUAGAAGAUUGGAUGAUUUAAUGGGGGUUUCCCAAAUUGGAUCUCCUCAUUCUCCAUUGCCUCAAUCACCUCUUGUUCGAGCUCAAUAUUAGAGUUUUUUCCUCGUAUUGUGAUGCCUCAAAUAGAAGUAAUUAAAUUAUUGCGAUGUCGUAUCUAAUCGGUAUAAAUUUUUAAUUUUUUGAAAAUAAAAUAAAUAGAAGUAAAUUAAGUGUAUCAAUCAAUUAAAUUAGAUGUUUUUAGUGUUAAUAAAAAUUCCUCGAUAUUUAAACUUUAAAGAAUUUGUACGUAAACUAUAGUGUUUUUGAUGAUAUGUAUAAUUGCAUAUUAUUGUUUGUUGACAAAUUCAAUUAUGAGAAAUAAAUAACACUUU
Amaranthus tricolor (Joseph's coat) is the source of this 2340-nucleotide messenger RNA. Its product is annotated as 1-aminocyclopropane-1-carboxylate synthase-like. The transcript is spliced from 4 exons. Bases 608 to 2062 code for a protein of 484 amino acids. Gene Ontology annotation, molecular function: transaminase activity; pyridoxal phosphate binding. Gene Ontology annotation, biological process: biosynthetic process; amino acid metabolic process. The record is from RefSeq and is a predicted model, not a curated record. Lineage: Eukaryota; Viridiplantae; Streptophyta; Magnoliopsida; Caryophyllales; Amaranthaceae.